AUGAACAUGCAUGGAUGUGCUUUGUCUCUAAAGGGAAUCGAACUUUUCUCUGUUUCUCAUCCGGAUUCGAAGCAAGCUCAUCGCGGUCUUCCCUAUCUGGAUAACCGAGCAAAUUCGUCAACACCCAUUUGCAGAAUCGCCUAUGGAGGCAAUUCCGGCCUACUUCUAUAUUCACCGCCGAGCUUCUUAACAGGUUUCAGAAAUCGCAACAAGAAGAGAAGAAAUUUUUGCACUGUUGUGAAGUCCAGUCGCCGAGAGUCUCCCUACGAAGUGUUGGGCGUUUCCCCCUCUGCAACUCCCGAUGAGAUCAAGAAAGCUUAUCGGAAGCUUGCUCUGAAGUACCAUCCUGAUGUUAAUAAAGAGGCAAAUGCUCAGGAGAAAUUUAUGAGGAUAAAGCAUGCAUACAAUACGUUGCUGAACUCUGAAUCUCGAAGGAGAUAUGAAUCUGGAAAUCGCUCAUCUGAUUAUUCAUAUUCAACUGCUGGAAGAAACCAAAGCAGGAAUACUCAAGAUGAAGAAGAGUUCUAUGGCCUUGGUAACUUUUUGAGGGAUGUCCAAAUAACAAUAGGGGACUUCUUUAGGGAUCUUCAAGAAGAAUUCAAGAACUGGGAGGCCAGCGCUGCUUCACAAGGAAAGCCAAAGAGCCUAUGGGAGGAAUUGGCGGAAAUUGGCGAAGAAUUUGUAGAAUUCUUGGAGAAAGAACUGAGCAUUGAUGCGGAGGAAAAAUCAGAGGAGGAAGACAACGCAGUUAGAAGUUACGGAACAGAGACAAGUGGAAGUGGGCGUCAAACUGAAGCCACCAGGGGAGGCACUGGCAGCAUUGAACAAGACAUUGAUGAGAUUGAAGCCACACUUGCUAAAUUGAAAAAGGAAUUAGGUCUGUGAAGGAAAAUGCACGUUUUCUAUUUGUUAAGAGAGCCCGCCAACUUACUCCUCGUAUUCAAUUCAAUGGCAAAGAAGGGCAAGCUGGAAUUUCACAUUUCUUAACUCUGCUCUCUUCCAAGGCCUUGCUAACAUUCCUCCUCCCCAGGGUCAAGUUCAGACUGCCAUUUUGCUCUUGCAGGACUGGUAAUCACAGUUCAUGGUAGAUUGUUUUCUUUGAAAGGCCUUUGUUUUUAUUUUAUUUUUUUCUCUUUAAGCGUUCUUUACUUAAACACAGCAGCUGGACGGAUGAAAAAAGGAGCUAUUUAUUGUUUGAGAUUAUGAUUUUGUAAUGAAAUAUCUGUGGAGUCAAAAUCUACAAAGCUUUUGUUUAGCAGUUGAUCAA
This is a messenger RNA of Diospyros lotus (date-plum), 1267 nucleotides long. RefSeq lists its product as uncharacterized. Lineage: Eukaryota; Viridiplantae; Streptophyta; Magnoliopsida; Ericales; Ebenaceae. The record is from RefSeq and is a predicted model, not a curated record. Bases 1 to 885 code for a protein of 294 amino acids. The transcript is spliced from 5 exons. Gene Ontology annotation, cellular component: cytoplasm. Gene Ontology annotation, biological process: protein refolding.